Sphaerodactylus townsendi is the source of this 4378-nucleotide messenger RNA. RefSeq names its product family with sequence similarity 76 member B (gene FAM76B). The transcript is spliced from 11 exons. Lineage: Eukaryota; Metazoa; Chordata; Lepidosauria; Squamata; Sphaerodactylidae. The record is from RefSeq and is a predicted model, not a curated record. Bases 351 to 1442 code for a protein of 363 amino acids.
UCACGGGGGCCGCGAUUGGCCGGGCGAGGUUUGAAGGCGGCCUUGGCGCGCGGCUCUGAUUGGCUGAGGCGGCGAGGCUCGCGCUCGGUCCGUCCGUCGACGCUGGCUCCGCUCUCUGUGUUUGUGUGAGGAAAAGGAAGGGCGGGAGGGAAGCGGCUGGGAAGGAGGCCUCGACGCCGAUGCAGACCCGGGAAGGAACCGGGGCCUAAGCGACAGCGGGGGAGGACAGAAGAGGCCGCAACCGCCCGGGGAGGAAGGCCGGCCUGCGUUCGCCUCGCUCGGGGUUGGUGGGUCCUGGCCCGGCCGGGGUCUGGCCGUUGGCUGCUGCCUCUGCGCUGAGAGCAGGACGGAUGGCGGCAACAUCCGGGGCCUCCGCGGCGGCGGCGAUCGCGGCGGCGGGACCGGGCCCCGGCGCGGCCCCGGCGCUCUACGCCUGCACCAAGUGCAACCAGCGCUACCCGUUCGAGGAGCUCUCCCAAGGGCAGCAGCUCUGCAAGGAAUGUCGCAUUGCCCAUCCCAUGGUAAAAUGUACCUACUGUCGGUCAGAGUUUCAACAAGAGAGCAAAACUAACACGAUAUGUAAGAAGUGUGCCCAAAAUGUGAAACAGUUUGGAACGCCGAAACCUUGCCAGUACUGUAACAUCAUUGCAGCUUUCAUUGGCACAAAAUGUCAGCGUUGCACAAACUCUGAAAAGAAAUAUGGACCCCCUCAGACAUGUGAACAGUGCAAGCAGCAGUGUGCUUUUGAUCGCAAAGAAGAGGGAAGAAGAAAGGUUGAUGGGAAGCUGUUGUGUUGGCUCUGCACUCUGUCCUACAAGAGAGUCCUGCAGAAGACCAAGGAACAGAGGAAGAGCUUAGGGGCGGGGCACUCUAAUUCUUCCUCCACCACGGCUCUCUCUGAAAAAGACCAGCAUCAUUUGAAACACCACCACCGCCAUCACCACCACCACCACCACCAUCAUCGUCACAGCGGCAGCCAUCACAAAAUCAGCAGUCUGAGUCCAGAACAAGAUCAGGGAUUGUGGAAACAGAGCCAUAAAUCCUCUGCAGCUAUUCAGAAUGAAACUCCAAAGAAAAAGCCCAAAAUGGAAUCCAAGCCAUCUAAUGGAGAUAGUAGUUCUAUAAAUCAGUCUGCAGACAGUGGAGGGACUGACAACUUCGUCCUGAUCAGUCAGCUGAAGGAAGAAGUGAUGUCACUUAAACGUCUUUUGCAACAGAGAGAUCAGACCAUUCUGGAGAAAGACAAAAAGUUGACAGAGCUGAAGGCGGAUUUUCAGUACCAGGAGUCAAACCUAAGGACAAAAAUGAACAGUAUGGAGAGAGCUCACAAGGAAACUGUGGAACAACUUCAGGCAAAGAACCGGGAGUUGCUCAAGCAAGUUGCAGCAUUAUCAAAGGGCAAGAAGUUCGACAAGAGUGGGAGCAUGCUGACGUCUCCGUGAAGGGCAGACGGCGCGCAGAGGUGUGAGUAUUCAAAAGGCAACGUUUUGCCAAUAACUGGCAUGCAGUAAGAGUGAGUACUUCUUUUUAAAACCACAUCAUGCAAUGCAAUAAUAAGUGUGACCAGCAGCAACUUGAGGGAACCUGUCCAUCAACACUGCUGUUACACGGGCUUAUUCGCUGAAACUGGGUUUAUAUAGAGCAAGGACAGAAUUGGCCUGAGGUCUGGGCAGACUGGCAUCAGGAAACACGAGACCAACCAUAUCGAUACUACAGCAGCAGCUCUUUUGGAAGAAGAAACAGCAAGCGGAUGGCAGUUCUGCUUAAUCUUUUGGUCAAAGCCAGAGCGCACUGAAGAUUUUGAAAUCAUGGUGCUUUUAUUACACAUCAUUUAAACCUUAUAAAUAUGUGUAAAAGAAUUUUAACAGUUUUAUUCUUAGUGAUUAGUGUUUUGCAUUUCUUGUGAUAGAACUUUAAAAGAGAGAUUCUUUAUUGUAAGUACCCAAACAAAGUGUGGUUUUUUGAGAAUUUACUGUAGACUUUUUUCCUCCUGCCCAAGUGCCUUUUUAUCCCAACUGUUUAUUUAUAGGAAUGCUGGUAUUUUGUAUAUAAGGGGGUUUGGUUUUUUUGUUUUUUAAAAAACAUGGUUAAUUUUUGUGUGUAUAUAUAAAUAUAUAUGUGUGUGUACAGAAGAAUCAAACGCUAAAAUCAAAAUCGUUAGGAUGCUAGGCGAGGUGCUAAGAACUGGUAAGCAAACGGAAAUCUUGGCUGUAGUUAACUAUAUGAGAUGUGUCUAUAGAGAGUUUCCUAAUUUUUGUUGUGCCUAAUUUAAUUUUAAAAAAAAAAUUUUGGCUACACUAAACCGUAGGGCUUUUAAAAGAAUACUUCUCAUUUUUGUCUCAGCGCUAAUUUGCAUUGACGGCCCCAUGGUGUCUCCUGAAUUGGACAGUGCAGAUGUUGCUUUCAGGAACAUCUUGUCAUAAUUUAGUGCUCCUUAAAAAUUUGAUUAGGGUAACAUGCUGUGUGAGUACAAAAUAACAGUCUCUCCCCUUUUCCAGCAUAAAAUAGCUUUACAUUGCUGUGUACAGACUCACACAGUCACUGUAUGUUUUGACAGGUGACCUGGGAGCUACAGAUAUUCCCCUCGACACCUCCUGCUGAGAGAGGGAAAAAACCCCGGUCCCAAUGGGGACUGUAUGGCCCUUGCUAACUCAGCUGGCCUAUAGGGCAGCUAGGCAGCUGUAAUUCAGUGCACGCAAAAGCCCAUUGUGGAUUUGAGGGGCUGGAUGAGCUGAAGCAGCAUUCAUUCCACCUGGUGAGAGCUAUGCAGUCAUGUCCCAAAGCAGUGACUUUGUCCCAGGGGACUCUGGGAAUCCAUGGAAGUCUAUCAUGAAGAUCAGCAAACAGGCUUGCCAUCUUACCCUUAGCCCCAUCAUCCUUCAGCUGUAAUAUGCCUGUUGUAGGGGGCAUUUUCUAAUUAACUUGCAUGCACUAAAACAGUAGUGAGACCUUAGUGGUCAAACCAGUUCCGCACGAGCAGACACACUCCAGAACUGUCCCCUAACCAAUUCUACAGGACUCAGGAGUUUCGCAAUGGAGAGGCAGACUUUCUACAGCAGGCAUGUGUUGUGGGGGGGAGGGAGGGAGGAUCCCCUGCUGGUAGGAAUUCUAAGAUAAGCUUUUUGAAGAGAAGUAGUGGUGUCAGAAAUCUUAUUCCCUCUGUUAAAAGUUCUAAUUGAUGCUUUGUGACGCUAGUACAAAUUUAAAAGGUCAAAGAAAAGUCACUGUUUUACCAGCUUUAAAACUUUUUUCCCCCAAGAAAUGGAAAGCCCGUUCGAUACAUGGAUGCUCAAGUUAUUGGAGGAAUUACUUGUACUUCGGCUAUUUUUGAGUUUCUAGGUCCUGAAGAUUGGAAGGGUUAGUUCCCACCAGACUACUGAAUAAUUGCAAUUCAAAAGGGGGAAAAAAGCUGCUUUCUACAAUAUUGAGAUUUUUUAAAAAUUCUUUUGUACACUAAAAUGAACUCAGUAAAUUUAUAAAUACUAUUUCCUGAUGUCACAUAACACAGCAAGGGUAGAAUCUCCUAUUGGACCGUUCUGUCACUGAAUUUUUUUUUUUUUUAAUUACAGACUUUCUUUUCAUAGAAUUUUGAUAUCUUUUCCAGUUGAACAGCAACAUAUCACUGAUAUGUUCGGGUUUUUUAAACGAAAUGUCUAAAAUCUUUGCAUGAAAUGGAUACUUUCAAAUAAGAGCGUUCCCAUUGAAACUUGCUGUGCCGCAGUUGGAAUGCUGUAGAGAAAGAGAUUCAACAUUUUAGUUUCUACGUACUGGAGUUUUACCAAGCCCAGUAUAAAAGCAUUUAGGGGCUUCACAUUGGGUUGGUGAAAAUAUCAUUUUGGGUUUUUAAAUUUCAUAACCUCUUUUUAACUUGGAAUUUGUAAAGGCUAGCCCAGGGGUUUGCAACCUGUGGCUCUCCAGAUGUUCAUGGGUUACAAAUCCCAUCAGCCCCUGCCAUCAUGGCCAAUUGGCUGAUGGGAAUUGUAGUCCAUGAACAUCUGGAGAGCCACAGGUUGCAGACCCCUGGGCUAGACACUAGCGAAUGAAAUCUUGGAGCUGUAGGGUAUUUUCUCAACGAACCUGAUUUUUAUAUAGACUUUCAAGGCGAUGCAUUGUACUAUAAAUGUGCGUUUUAGUCAAUUUCUCCACUAAUUAGCAUUGAACAACAAGGCUCACUUGGCUGGUGUUAUUUAUUUUUACGCCUGUGAAUAUUGCAGUCCCCCUUUUUAGUCAUGUCUGUGUCCAUUUUGAAGUGGAGAUGUUAAGCUGGCUGCAUAUGUAUAUACUAUUGAAAUUCUGUAUUGGAACACAUUUGACGGUCAGCAUUUUUUGUACUUUUUUCUAAAUCCAAUAUUUCACAAUAAAAAAGCUUGUUAAAACA